This is a messenger RNA of Gigantopelta aegis, 3443 nucleotides long. RefSeq names its product cyclin-dependent kinase 5 activator 1-like. Gene Ontology annotation, biological process: activation of protein kinase activity; positive regulation of cyclin-dependent protein serine/threonine kinase activity. The transcript has a single exon. Gene Ontology annotation, cellular component: cytoplasm; protein kinase 5 complex. The record is from RefSeq and is a predicted model, not a curated record. NCBI's taxonomy places the organism in Eukaryota, Metazoa, Mollusca, Gastropoda, Neomphalida, Peltospiridae. Gene Ontology annotation, molecular function: protein kinase binding; cyclin-dependent protein serine/threonine kinase activator activity. The coding region runs from base 212 to 1078 and encodes 288 amino acids.
GCCACGACAAGACAUACUGGGUUGAUAUGAUGCUUUUAGAUUUUCUACACGAACCGUGAACGACUGUUUCCGACAUUAGAGAUAUUUCCAAUCUGGUCGGGAUGUUUUGGUAGUCAAAUACCAUCAUGGUUACGACAAGUUAGUUGGAGUCUUUCGUGUGUUUCAGACGGUUUUCAGUUUUACAUAAGGCGCGAGUGUAUAAGCACCAAUCAUGGGAACUGUGUUGUCAUUCUCGCCACGACCAAGAAAACCUCUUUAUGAAGACAUCAACUUGAAUAAUUUCAACUACGAAGUGCUGAAUAAUGCCAAGAACAGCCAGAAGGACAAGAACUUCAAACGACAUUCUAUAUUCCUCAGUGCUUUGAGUUGGAAGAAAUUUACGGUCAACACCAAAAAGAAAGAGAAAAAUUUGAUCAAGGUUUCGAACAGUGUGUAUCUGGGAGGAAAGUUUGAGAAAAUCGACAAUAAUUUUAAUGUCGAGAAUGUGAAUCUUAACAACAACAUUCAGAAAUCCAUCUCCUGUUAUAACCUGAAAACCGGACAAGAAGACCCGAUUCUGAACAAGACAAAAGUGGUCAAGAAGGUCGACAAAUGUGCCAGUCCCAAAAGAACUGUCAUCCAAGCUUCAACAUCAGAACUGUUGAAAUGUCUUGGAGAAUACCUCAAAAAGAAGUGCAAGAGAUUAAAGCAUUUCGAGGGCAGUGACCUGAUCAUAUGGUUGCGGUCUGUGGACCGGUCGCUUCUGUUGCAGGGUUGGCAGGACAUUGCGUUCAUCAACCCCGCCAACGUGGUGUUUGUCUUUCUCUUGGUACGAGAGAUCGUGUCCAGCGACGUGGAGUCGGAACACGACCUACAGGCAGCGGUCCUCACCUGUCUGUACCUGUCCUACUCUUACAUGGGUAACGAAAUCAGCUACCCCCUCAAACCGUUUCUGGUGGAGGAGGACAAGGAGCGGUUCUGGGACCGCACCAUACUCAUUGUGAAGAAGUUGAGUGCAGGGAUGUUGAAAAUUAACCGCGAUCCAGGAUUUUUUACCGAAAUAUUUACCGAACUGAAGAGCUAUUCGCCCUGUGUGUGAAUAUCUCUGUUAACCCCGAUGAAUGCAAGGAUGUAAAAUCGAUCAGCCAUUUUUUUUCGUUCGCUAUUCCCAGAACUUGGAUUGAAGACGGUUAAUUGAGUUGGAAAGAGAUGUUAUCGAUUAUUUGACGGUGGACGCAGUGGAAUUUUUGGUGCUGGAGAGACCUGAUGAAUGCUUUUGCAGUUUAGACAACACAAAGAGCUUCCUUUGACUGGGUGCUGUACGCACUAUAUAACAAACCCAAAACGAUCUUUCGUAAGGUAGUCUCACACAAAGGGCAUCUGACUGGUGAAAUUUCAAAUCUGUUAGAAAUACAACAGGCAAGAGAACAAUCAUCAUUCUAAUUUGGUUGUAUUUACAUGUGUGUAUAUAUAUUAUAUAUAUUUAUAAAAACUACUUCGCUGUAUUAAAUCAUGACUUUUAUUGGAAACAACAUUUUGUCGCGUAUGUACAUAUGUAAAUGGAUUAGACUUAACGUUUUCCCAUGUCUGAAUUCAGUGUGGAAAGUAUUGCCCAAAUUGUUGUUUUUGUGACUGACGUAUAGAUAACAUUUGAUAUAUAUUUUUCGUUUGAUGUUUUAGAUAAAAUCCACAGCGUUAUAAACUAUAAAAGUACAAAAUGUCUGAUCGGGUCGGUUUUAGAUUUUAAAUUGAUUUAGAUUCAGUUCAUUAUAAAAAUAUGUUUUGUGAUAGCGGUAAAAAUUUGAAAUUUAAUUUCGUUUUGACAGUUUUUAAUCAAAUAUUUGGUAUGUUACAUGACACUGCAAAAACCGAUACAUCUAAAUUGCGUGGCAUUUCCUUUGUUACUCUUUAAAUCAUUUGUUGAAGGUAAAACAGUGAAAUACUAACUAUUGGUAUUUGAUUAUUAAAUAGUUUUUACUUUUAGAAUUUACUCCAUACAGAUUCUGUUUGUUUCGUUUUAUUUUUGGUGGUACUUAUUUAUUUAUUUACUUACUUACUUGCUAACUUACGUACUUAUUUACUUACUUACUUACUUACUUAUUUAUUUACUUUGUGUCUUACUUUGUGUUUUGUAUUGUUGGGGUUUUUUUAAAUUUAGGUUUUUUUGUUUCUUUUGUUAACAAUCACUUAUAUAUAGUUAACUCGGACCCUACAGAAACUGGGCUACUAACUUAUAUAUUUGUGUAUUUAUCCUUUCAGGCGAUCCUCAUCAUACCUAUUCUCCCUUCUUCUUCAUCUUCAUUUCUAUAACAAUAUAAGAUAUAUACAAAGACGCCAUCUUCUUGAGGACUGUACAGACAAAUACAUACUAUAAUAUAUAUGUCCAUUUGUCUUUUUCGGUCUCUUUUUCUUUGUCUUUCCGUGGAUAGGUAUGCACGUGCGUGUGUAAGUUAGUGUAUGUUACGCGUGACAGUUUAAUGAAUUACAUGUAAACGUAUUUUCACGAGGUUUGAGAUGUAGGCAUUAUAAUGUACAUUAAAAUAUGUGUUGUAAAUGUGUAUUACAAAUGUGUAUUAUAGGAGAGAGAAAUAUAUGUAUCAUGAUUUUGUAUUAUUUGGUUAGAAUAAUUUUUGUAUUAUGUACUGAAAGUUGCUCAUAUGACGUUUUGUUGUUUUAAUCCAUACAAAAUUUUCUUUUGUUGAUAUUGCGCAGUACGAACGUUGAGUAUUUUAGUAACAAAUAUAUUAAGCUAUGUAAAUUAUUAUAUUUAUGUUUAAUUUUUUUUUUUAAAUAAUAGUGUAUACUUACAUUUAAAAAAAAGGUUUUAGAAUUAAGGUAAUAGUUCUUUUAAGUAAUAGGUUUUAACCUCAUUAAUAAAAGUUAAGACCUCUAAGAAUCUAUUGAUGAUGAUGAUGAUAAUAGUGUGGUGAUGAUGGUUAUCAUCACUCAUCAUCCCAUCAUCAUCAUUAUUAUUAUCAACAUCAUUAUUAUCAUUAUUUAUUUAUUUAUUUAUUUAUUUCUAUACAUCCUGUUGCAAUAAUCGUUGGUGGUAUGUAAAUCUAGUUUGUCAAGAUGUAUGGUGAGUUAUAUAGCCUAGAUGAAUGUUCAUAAUAUGACGCAAAUAGUUUGGUAUUAUAUGACUCAAAUCAUUUGAUAUUUUAUAACGCCGACAGUUUGGUAUUACAUGACGGACGAUACUUAUUGGUUUUUGUUAUACUCGUUUGGCAGUGUACAUUUGUUUUUAUAGUGGCUUUGUUUCUGUUGAGCCAAUAUAAUCACAUUUUAGUGGUUGAGCUUCUCUGGUUGACAGUAACUAAUAAUCGUGGCGUCAUUCGAAGGGUACGUAUUUUCUGAGAGACAUAAAUAACGCAAUGGGUAUUUAAUGGAAUAUUUUCUUAUUGAACUGUCAUAUUAUACACACACACACACACACACACACACACACACACACACACACACACACA